AGAAGACAACAGCAAGCGUAGACAAUCCUGAGAUCCUUUUUUGGUGAAAUUUGAUCCCCUCAUUAUAAAUAUAUGAUAAAUCCUGUCAUUGCAACCAAGGAUAAUGGCAAACAAGAAGAAAGUAGUAGUAACAGGGUUUGAGCCCUUUGGAGAGCACACAGUAAAUGCCAGCUGGGUGGCAGUGCAGGAACUGGAGCGAUUAGGUCUGGGUGAGGCAGUAGACCUUUAUGUGUGUGAGGUGCCUGUUGAAUACCAGGCUGUUGAGAGUCUACUUCCAUCUCUGUGGAAACAGCACCAGCCUCAGUUAGUGGUCCAUGUUGGUGUUUCUGGGUUAGCUACCACAGUCACUCUGGAGCAAUGUGGCCACAACAAGGGCUACAAACGGCUGGACAACUGCAACUUCUGCCCUGCUUCCCAAUGCUGCACGGAGACCGGCCCAGAUUGCAUAAACUCAGUCCUGGACAUGGAUGCAAUCUGUAAAAAGGUCAACGACUCUGAUGUUGGGGUAGCUGUAUCGGUGUCUAAGGAUGCUGGAAGGUAUUUGUGUGACUACACCUACUACAGUUCUCUGUACCUGGGACAUGGCCACGCUGCCUUUGUCCACGUGCCUCCACUAGGAAAACCCUACAGCAGCCAGGACCUCGGCAGAGCACUUCAGGCUGUAGUGCAGGAGAUGCUCAAACUACUGGAGCUGAAUAAUACUGAGGAGGAGCACACCCACAACGAGCACUGCAAUCACAAGCAUCAACAACAGCAUGCCCACUCAUGACUGACUCACAACCUCAGUAGACUCAUCAAUGAGCAAAAUGGACCACUGGCUCAUAGUAAUGGUUUAAUCAGUCUGAUUCUCGAGGCAAGAAAGUAUUCUUUGAAUUAGCUGUGAGGCUUACAGUGCAAGUAGUGAUGAUUCAAGAUAGUAGACUAUUAACACCAGAAAUUAAUGGAAUGAAUUUCACAAUUAUUGUUAAGAACGGAAAAUCAGUGUGUCUGAAUUUGGUGCUUCUAACUGUUAUAUCAGUGCCAAUUUUAAAUAAUUUAGUAUAUCUUAAAUUUUAACAUUGUUCAAGUCUGCCCUGGGCACAACACUUUGACUACAGCGUCUGUUUAUUCAAGUGUUUGUGUGUAAGUGUGUGUUUGAAUGUGUGUAUAAUGUGCUGGAGUAGUUGGCAUCAGUGAGUGUUUGUAAUCCCGGCCUCUCAUCUUCCAUAUAACUGUGAAAAUAGAUGUCAACACAACAAUGUUUAUGGACAUAUUAAUGUUGCAUCAUGUAAAAAGGGCAGUGUUUGGCCAUAUCAACAUGUAAUUAGUAGUAUUAAAUAGAUAGUAGUUAUACUGUAACUACAAGUUAUAUAUGGUGACACACUGUGGAAGUUCUUUAUAGUAACACAAACUUUUCAAGCCACCUGUGAGUCUGUUCUCUUUCAAGUAUUUCUGUUUGAGUCCUGUUUGUAAGGUUUGGUUGUUGUCUUGGAAACAUGCCGUCAUUCCCUUGUUUUGCCUGUUUUGCACCAGAGAAAUGUGAUGAUUUUAAUGACUGCAACCUGAAGUAUAAUUGAAGAAUACACACUUAUGAUGAUUUGCUUAUCUCAGGGAAAAUAUUGCACAUGCAAUCAGUGUUUGUUAUUUUACUAAUUAGAUGUGUUUGUUCUAUGCAUGUAGUGCAGCUUUGCAAGGCAAAGCCAGCUCAAAGCUGUGUUAAAUUAAAACAUUUCACACGGCU
Scomber scombrus (Atlantic mackerel) is the source of this 1720-nucleotide messenger RNA. RefSeq names its product pyroglutamyl-peptidase 1-like. The record is from RefSeq and is a predicted model, not a curated record. Gene Ontology annotation, biological process: proteolysis. Gene Ontology annotation, molecular function: pyroglutamyl-peptidase activity. Gene Ontology annotation, cellular component: cytosol. Lineage: Eukaryota; Metazoa; Chordata; Actinopteri; Scombriformes; Scombridae. The coding region runs from base 104 to 769 and encodes 221 amino acids. The transcript has 5 exons.